Zalophus californianus (California sea lion) is the source of this 1494-nucleotide messenger RNA. RefSeq names its product transmembrane protease serine 11B-like. Lineage: Eukaryota; Metazoa; Chordata; Mammalia; Carnivora; Otariidae. Gene Ontology annotation, biological process: proteolysis. Gene Ontology annotation, cellular component: plasma membrane. The record is from RefSeq and is a predicted model, not a curated record. Gene Ontology annotation, molecular function: serine-type endopeptidase activity.
AUGUCUGAAGAGAGUAUGGAGGAGAGUAAAACUGCUGCCUGUAAAUUGGGAAGACAGUAUUGGCAGAAAAUGGAGAGAAGGCUACACCAGAAGGCCCUUAUUUUAAUUAUCACUAUCAUUGUCACCACCACCAUCAUCAUCAUCAUCACCAUCAUUGUUGCUGACAACACCACAACAGUCAGAAUAUUAUGUACAGCCAUUUUUUUUUCCUUUCAUGGGAAUGGCAUGUCCUCCCAGAGAAGAUCUUGGCCAGUAUGGAUGGUGAUCCUUAUUUUUUUUGGAGUGACAACCAUCUUGGGAGUAACUAUUGGUCUCCUUGUUCAUUUUCUGGCAGCUGGAAAGAUUUUCUAUUACCAAGGUGAUUUUCAUAUUUCUGGAGUUAUAUACAAUGAUAGUUGUGAAAAUGGAGAUUCACAAGCCAGCACAGAUCUGAGCAAAAAUAUAGAGACUAAAAUGUCCGAUGCUUUUCAAAAUUCUAGUAUAUAUAAAGACUAUAUCAACUCUCAGGUCAUCAAAAUUCUCUAAAACAUUUCUGUUGUUUCUAGUCCUGAUCCCAAUGGCUCAAGUGUACAGUUACAGCUGACAUUCAAAUUUCCUCCAGCAAAGAGGGAUAACAUGAAGACUGAAAUUGAAGUUAUCUUACAGCAGAUACUGAAAGACAACAUGGCAUUCUGGAAUGCAGUCCCUACUUCCAUGAGACUCAUAGAAAUCAGCAAGGCUAAUGUUGAAAUGCUUACCAACAACUGUUGUGGAAGAUCAGCCAACAGUAUCAUACCAGGCAACCGAAUUGUGAAUGGGAAGAAUGCCCUGGUGGGAGCAUGGCCAUGGCAAGCCAGCAUGCAAUGGAAGGGUCAACACUAUUGUGGGGCAUCUCUGAUCAGCAGCCGGUGGCUAUUAUCUGCAGCUCACUGCUUUGCUGAGGAAGUGUGAAAGAAAAAUAAUUCAGACAAUUGGAUUGUCAACUUUGGAACUGUAGUAAAUAAACCAUAUAUGACACAGAAAGUCCAAAACAAUUUUCAUGAAAAUUAUAGUAGGGCUGGAGUUUAUAAUGAUAUUGCCCUUGUGCAGCUUGCUGAAGAAGUCUCUUUUGCAAAGUAUGUUCGUAGGAUUUGUCUUCCUGAAGCCAAAAUGAAGCUCUCAGAAAAUGCCAGUGUUGUAGUUACAGGAUGGGGAACACUUUAUAUGAAUGGUCCCCUUCCAGUGAUACUUCAGCGAACCUCUGUGAAGAUUAUCGACAACAAAGUUUGCAAUGCUCCACAUGCAUUAUCUGGCAAGGUGACUGAUAAAAUGCUAUGUGCUGGAUUUAUGUCAGGAAAAGCUGAUGCUUGUCAGAAUGAUUCUGGUGGACCACUAGCUUACCUGGACUCUAGAAAUAUCUGGCACCUCGUUGGAAUAGUAAGCUGGGGUAAUGGAUGCGCUAAAAAGAAUAAGCCAGGUGUUUAUACACGAGUGACUACUUAUUGUGAUUGGAUUACUUUUAAGACUGGACUCUGA